Molecule: messenger RNA, 2766 nt
Organism: Branchiostoma floridae (Florida lancelet)
Lineage: Eukaryota; Metazoa; Chordata; Leptocardii; Amphioxiformes; Branchiostomatidae
Product: long-chain specific acyl-CoA dehydrogenase, mitochondrial-like
Exons: 11
Coding region: 43-1398 (451 amino acids)
Biological process (GO): fatty acid beta-oxidation using acyl-CoA dehydrogenase; carnitine metabolic process, CoA-linked; long-chain fatty acid catabolic process
Cellular component (GO): mitochondrion
Molecular function (GO): long-chain fatty acyl-CoA dehydrogenase activity; flavin adenine dinucleotide binding
Source: RefSeq, a predicted model, not a curated record
GUGAGGACAUAAUGGUUCAUCCCAAGCUAGUUACCUAAGAAGAUGGCGGCGACCGUACGAACUGUUCUGUCCCGGGUUCUGUCCCAAAGUGGCGCUCUGUCCGCCAACCUGACAGCCGGAUCGUCCAGCCGGGUCCCUACCACCGCCUUCACACUUCUGCACAGAUGUCGCAGUACGGGAGCCCCUGACGAGAAUGUCGUACUUGAGCAGUUCCGCCCUGAGACGUCCUCGGUACCCUCCAUGAUGGACAUCGGCACGCGGCGUAUCUUCUCGGAGGACCACGAUAUCUUCCGUGCCAGCGUCAGGAGGUUCUGGGCGGAGGAAGUGGCGCCGAAUCACACUCAGUAUGAGAAGGAUGGCCAGGUGAGUCGUGAGGUGUGGCAGAAGGCGGGAGAGCAAGGCCUGCUGGGAGUGCCCACACCUGAGGAGAUGGGCGGGAUCGGGGCGGACGUCCUGUAUGCUGCUAUCAUGUGGGAGGAACAGAUGUACUCAAACUGCAGUGGUCCCGGCUACGCCAUGCACUCUGACAUCGUGAUGCCGUACAUCCAGAAGUAUGGAACCCCCGAGCAGCACGAGCGGUUCAUGCCGGACAUGAUCGCCGGGAACAAGAUCGGCGCUCUGGCCAUGACGGAGCCAGGGGCUGGCAGUGACCUCCAGGGGAUCCGAACUAACGCUAAGAAGAACGGUGAUGACUGGAUCCUGAAUGGCAGCAAGGUGUUCAUCACGAACGGCUGGAUGGCUGAUGUCACCAUCGUCGUGGCGAUCACCAACCCACAGGCGAAGUCCGCGGCACACGGCAUCAGCCUCUUUCUGGUGGAGGAGGGUAUGGAGGGGUUUAAGAAGGGUCGCAAACUGGAGAAAAUCGGGAUGAAGGCUCAGGACACAGCAGAAUUGUUCUUCGACGAUGUCCGCCUGCCUCCAUCAGCCCUGUUAGGUCAGGAGAACAGGGGGUUUGUCUAUCUCAUGCAGGAGUUACCCCAGGAGAGGCUGAUCAUCGCAGACAUGGCCAUCGCCUCGUCUGAGUUCAUGUUUGAGGAGACCAGGAACUAUGUCAAGGAGAGGAAGGCGUUCGGCAAGACUGUGUCAAGACUUCAGACCAUCCAACACAAGCUGGCUGAAAUCAAGACAGACAUCGUAGUGGGUCGAGCUUUCCUGGACCAGUGUCUGGAACUUCAUAACCAGGGACGACUGGACUCCAACACCGCCUCCAUGGCAAAGUUCUGGGCCUCAGACCUACAGAACCGUGUAGCGACCCAGUGCCUACAGAUGCACGGGGGGUGGGGGUACAUGUGGGAGUACCCCAUCGCUAAAGCGUUCGUCGACUCUCGCGUCCAGCCGAUCUACGGAGGCAGCAACGAGAUCAUGAAGGAGCUUAUCGCUCGCAACAUCGUCAACUAGAGGUCGUUUGAGGGCACCGAAACCUCAUCAUUGUUAUCUAGAGGUCGCUAAGGACAUCUGGAACAUAACAUCGUCAUCUACAGGUCGUCCCAGGAUAACAAUAGCCAAAGGCUGAUACCUGGAGUUGUCUAACUCUGAGGACAUUUCAAUGGAACAUCGUCAGCUAGGAAUUAUUUGAGAACAUCAAAAGUACAACAUCUCCAACUAGAUGUCAUCUAUGGACACCGGAAACUCAACAUUUAACUAGAGGUCAUCCGAGGACAGCUUGAUUACAACAUCAUCAACCAAAACUAUUAGACUCUCAAGAACUGUGUGGUGUUUCAUCUGAGAGCUCUGAAACUGAAAUAGAUUUCAAACAGACAAAGUUAUAUUUCUCAAAUUGACAAAGUUUGCAAAUCUAAAUGAAGAGGCUCUUUAAAAAAGAAAAAAGAUAUAUUAUCGAAUGAUAGAUUUUUAAAGUCUCCAAAUUAGAAUUUUACGAAAUUAUCAGUGCAGUGCCUUUUGCUGUAUAUAUCUAUUGCAUUGGUGCCUUGAGUGGAUGUUUGCUUAUGCAACUAUAAUGCAAGAACAAAUUAUGUUUCAUCAGUCAGUAUGUCUCAUUUUUACUAUGUCCACUUUAGAGGGGAGUUUAUCAAUGACAUGCUGUCAUCUAAAUGGUUACGGCACAUGUGAUGUACGUGUUGCAAACAGGAGGACAAUUUCAUCAUGUUGCUACCUUCACCACAUGUACAGAUGUCUGCAUCAAAGAAACUUUAAGACACUCCUCUUUCUCUACUCCCAGUAACAAGAUUUAAAGGUAAGCCAUUGCUCUAAUUUAUCAUUCAGAUAUCAUCUCUAUAUAUAUACAUGUGUAUAUAACUCAAAUCUAUAUAAUUCUAUAUACUCUGGCUAGGAAAUUUUGUUUUAUCAGUGUUUGUUGAUAACUGAAUACUGAGCUAUGAAUGAACUGCCCUAACAAAUUCAGAUUUUGUAUGUGGAUAAUACAGAGCAAAUAGCAUUUUACGUAGUAUCUAAUGCAGCUAUGACAAAUCAAGGUACAGAUUUUAACUUUUAUUUAAGAUAUUACACUAAAUUACAGUAGUUUGAGCUGCAGUGUGCUGUCAGGUACUUCUAUUGAUGGCUCAGUAAACGUCUACUGGUAUCUUUCGUUUAAUAGUGAUGGAUUGUGUUUGCUAUGCUACUGUGAAGAUGAUGGGUUGCAGUGUGUAUUUAAAAGUUUUGGUUAAAACAUAGCCAUUGGUUGUCCUUUACAUUCUGUACAAAUCAAAUUUCCAUUGAUAGGCUAAAUUCAUCCAUCAAUUUUAACUCUUAUGAAUAAAUAUUUUUCAUGUUUGAGAGAAUAAAUGGUACAUGCAUGUACAAUCUAUC